GCUCGUUACAUACGCGCCGCACGGCUGAAAGGAAAGCCGGCGGAGAUGUUACUGUGGAUGAUAUGGGGUAACCUGGCAGCAGCAUGAGAUUCACCCGCAAGCGUUUCUGCUCAUUGUUGGUGUUUUUGUACUGUCUGUUCUCCUUUUAUGCAGCUUACAAUGUAUUCUUUAAACCCUCUCAGAUAUCCCGGGUGCACAGGGUGGUGAAGAAGAAGGAAGGAGACACCAGAGUGGCAUUUUACCCGGGCAACGAGGAGUGGAAUCCUUGGGAAGACGAAGGAAAAAGCGAUAAGGAUGUUUUUCAGAAGAAACAAGAGAAUAAACUUAAGCAAAUAUUAAAUCGUGCAUCUCAACGUGAACCAGCAGACCUGAGUGUCCAGAUCUGGGGCAAGGCUGCUAUUGGGCAUUAUCUUUGGCAGCAUAUUUUGGGAGGGUCGCUUGAGCCUGUUGAUGCUAAUGCUCAAUGGAGAGAAGGGAAGCUCAGGAUUGGAAAAACAGAUCUAAGCUUUAUCACAGGCCCCGCAAUUGUUCCUGGGUACUUUUCAGUUGAAGCAGAUAAUGUAGUGCUGGUUCUCAACGGACGAGAAGAAGCCAAGAUUUCCUUUGCAUCUCAGUGGUUGCAUUACACACAGACCUUGGUGCAAAACCAUAAACUCCAACACGUGGCUGUUGUGCUGCUUGGAAGUGAGCAGUGCAAUAAUGAGUGGCUUCUCCCCUACAUGAAGAAACAUGGGGGGUUUGUGGAUCUUCUAUUUGUUGUCUAUGACUCCACGUGGAUUAAUGAAGAUGAUGUUUAUCAAUGGCCCCUGGGGGUGGCUACGUACAGAAACUUCCCUGUUGUUGAGCCAAGUUGGUCCAUGGUUCAAGAGGUGCGUCCAUACUUGUGCAAUUUCAUAGGAACUGUAUAUAAAAAUUCAUCUAGAGAAACCAUUGUGGAUGUCUUGAAGAAAGAGAGACUUGGCCAACUUUGCUGGGUUUUACCCAGAGAACAAUGGCAACCUCAAGAGACAAAUGCAAGUCUUAAAAGCUAUCAUGAUGCGCUCCUCCAAAGUGACCUGACAUUAAGCCCUGUUGGUGUAAACACUGAAUGCUAUAGAAUUUAUGAGGCCUGCUCCUACGGCUCUGUUCCGGUUGUAGAAGAUGUCAUGACACCAGGGGAGUGUGGAAAUUCUUCUGUGUAUAGCAAUGCUCCUUUGCAAUUACUGAAGUCUAUGGGGGCUCCAUUUAUUUUCAUUAAGUCUUGGAAAGAACUUCCUGAUAUUUUGCAAAAAGAGAAAACUAUGAGCUUACAAGAAAAGAUCCAAAGAAGGAAAAGACUUUUGGAAUGGUACCGGCAAUUUAGAAUACAGCUGAAGCAAGCCUUUAUACAUGCUCUUGAAAAAACAUUUCUGCACAAUGAUCAGUAAUUGUCCUUGUGGGAUGCAGGAUAUGUUAGAACUGAGCAUGUCAACAAAAGUAACUUGCGAAAUAAUGCCCUUUUAUUUAUUUAUUCUAUUUAUGUAAAAAAAAAAAAAGGUCCAAACACUCAUCUUGUAUUUAAAGACAUCGGUGACUUCCAGUUAUCUUAUUGGUUUCUUCAUCUCAUUAGCACUGUAACUUAAGACACUACCAUCAUUGUCACACAUAAUGAUAAAUGUUAUCCAGGCCUGUGAACACCCCAGGGCAAAUUGAUUUUUUAAAAGGAAAAUGGAGCCCAUUCUGCCAUUGAUUUAAAUGAAAUAAUUAAUCUUACCUCAUCACCCUCUACUGACUUUUUUCCCUAGAAAUGUGAAUGCUUCUUUGGGAAAUUGCUGAUCUAACAGUGCUAAAUUGGGAUAAGUACUAGUAUAACACAAUUGAAUUAUGAAAGUAUUACAAGAUUUAUAGAAAACAUGACAUCAUCCAUGACAAACCAUAGAUUACCCAACAAAUACAAUAGUUAUGGUUCAUAUUCAAUGUUUUGUAAAUGUUCUUUCAAAAAGUGAAUUAAACCACCCUUGAUGGAAUAAUGUGCAGUGGUUGUAUAUUACCAUGUGAUAGUGGAGGACAGUCAAAUAAAGAUAUUU
Spea bombifrons (plains spadefoot toad) is the source of this 2045-nucleotide messenger RNA. RefSeq names its product ribitol xylosyltransferase 1 (gene RXYLT1). Gene Ontology annotation, molecular function: ribitol beta-1,4-xylosyltransferase activity. Gene Ontology annotation, cellular component: Golgi apparatus. Lineage: Eukaryota; Metazoa; Chordata; Amphibia; Anura; Pelobatidae. Gene Ontology annotation, biological process: protein O-linked glycosylation via mannose. Bases 84 to 1406 code for a protein of 440 amino acids. The transcript has 6 exons. The record is from RefSeq and is a predicted model, not a curated record.